CUCCAUUGCUUGAUCAAGAGCUUGGUGAUGAGGCACAAAUGGAGGAGGAUGUAGAGGAGCUGAUUGAAGAGCAUAAUUUAGAGGCUGAGCUUGCUGCUAAGUAUGAUCAGCUUGAUCCUAAGUUGGAUGCUGCACUUGAGGAGGAGCUAUCUCAUGUUGUCCAAAAGACAGGACGUGGCAUGGAUAAGGGGGACGAAGCACCAGUAGACCCAAGUCAAAGAAAACUACUCAAAAUAAAUCAGUGUGGGUCAUUUAGCAAUGAGAGAUUUGGCAGGACAGCAACAGUUAUAUGGAAGUUUUUAUAUGAUGAACCUGUGCUUUUCUGGACUAAUUGGCCAAAGGAAAAGAAGAUGCUUGCUUGGGAGAUGUUCCAGAAUCCCAAGAAAAGUUUCAGAUUUGCAGAUCCUGGGUUCUCCUUCGCACCAGAUUCUGGGUAUAUUGUUCUAGGUCGAGAGAGUGAGAUUGAGUUGAGAAAUCCAACUCAUAAACGAUCAAGGAGGAAUCAAAAACCGAUUACCUCAGAGAGUGGAAACCAGAAUUUGGAAAGGGAAGAGGAGUCGAAAGAGAUGGAGAAAGAGAAGAAAUGUUGGGGAAGAGUGAAGAGGAAGGGGAGAAUAAGGAAGAAGAAGGUUAAUUUUGAAAAUGAUUUUAAUUAAUUAAUAAUAAAUGGUUUUUAUUUAU
Rubroshorea leprosula is the source of this 681-nucleotide messenger RNA. The record is from the annotation of a GenBank genome assembly. Lineage: Eukaryota; Viridiplantae; Streptophyta; Magnoliopsida; Malvales; Dipterocarpaceae.